CAGAAUAAUUCCAUUAGUCGAAUUGCUGAAUUAAAUCCUCAAUGUUGCCAAAUACAGACAAGUAAAUAAACUUUUCCCGAAAUACUUUUGGAAAUUGGAACAGAGAAAAAAGAAAAAAAGAAAAAAAAAAUCUGAUGCGGUAGGCCUCACCGCAACCUCCGUGCUCUCCCUCAACGCAACCCGAAAUAUCUCGACGAAUUUCGAUUCGUUCCCAGUUUCCUAGUGUCUUUGGAUUCUUUUUAGCAUUAAAAAUGGCUUUUUCCGUUAUGAAUUCACCGCUUCUGCGAUACCCCUGCACCUCGACGCUCCUCCACAUUCCCCAACACCCAUCCGCACUCAAUCCCGCCUCAUCUGAUAUAAUUAAUCCCAAGGUUUUGCGCUGGGAGUGUCGUAAACGGCGCGCCAUUACCAUGAAUUGCCAAGCCACGGCGGAGAAAUCUGUUGUGUCUGGGAGUAGAAUGCUGGUAUUCGUCCCGCCGCAUCCUUUAAUUAAGCAUUGGAUUUCAGUUCUUCGGAAUGACCAGACGCCUUGUCCUAUAUUCAAGAAUGCUAUGGCUGAGCUUGGGAGAUUACUAAUAUAUGAGGCAUCAAGGGAGUGGCUGCCAACUAUCAGCGGAGAGAUCCAGUCACCAAUGGGUCCUGCCUCAGUGGAAUUUAUUGAUCCAAGGGAACCCAUUGCAAUUGUUCCCAUAUUGAGAGCUGGCCUGGCUUUGGCAGAGCAUGCACCAUCAGUUUUGCCGGCAACAAAUACAUAUCAUUUAGGUAUCAGCAGAAAUGAAGAAACACUUCAGCCAAGUGUAUAUUUGAACAAGUUGCCAGAGAAAUUUCCUGAAGGCUCUCGAGUAUUCGUUGUGGAUCCCAUGCUUGCAACAGGUGGUACAGUAGUUGCAGCUAUACAACUGAUAAAGGAUCGAGGGGUUGACAACAAGCAAAUAAAAGUGAUAUCUGCUGUUGCUGCACCUCCCGCCCUUCAGAAAUUGAGCGAGAAGUUUCCUGGGCUUCAUGUGUAUGCUGGAAUCCUUGAUCCUACUGUUAACGAGAAAGGGUUCAUAAUUCCUGGACUUGGAGAUGCUGGGGACCGUAGCUUUGGCACAUAAAAGCAGGACCUUUUAACAAAAUCUGCUUCCCGCCCAUUUUUUUAAUCCACAAAAUAUAAA
Messenger RNA from Salvia miltiorrhiza (redroot sage), 1157 nucleotides. RefSeq names its product uracil phosphoribosyltransferase. The transcript has 12 exons. Gene Ontology annotation, molecular function: uracil phosphoribosyltransferase activity. Bases 252 to 1097 code for a protein of 281 amino acids. Lineage: Eukaryota; Viridiplantae; Streptophyta; Magnoliopsida; Lamiales; Lamiaceae. The record is from RefSeq and is a predicted model, not a curated record. Gene Ontology annotation, biological process: uracil salvage.